Molecule: messenger RNA, 2125 nt
Organism: Vitrella brassicaformis
Lineage: Eukaryota; Vitrellaceae
Source: the annotation of a GenBank genome assembly
CAUACAUACGCAGCAAGCACCGCAUGUGACUUCUCAGUCAAAUGCAAUGCACCGCACACAAAUGGCGCCGCACACUACGCAGGUCGAUUUGCGAGUUCUUGACACCAAUCAGCAGAACCAUAACCAGCACAUCCACACAUACUCACACACACGACGACCAAGUCUCGCAGCACAACGUGCAUCCAUCAUCGAUCAGAUAACUUGAGACGACUUGGGACAAGAAAGCGGUGCUAGCAGGGACGGUGGGGGUAUGGCGGGAAUCUCCGUGCACCAACGGCAGCUUCACGUCCUGAGAGCAUCGACACACACACACACACACACACACACACACAACAUACACAUAACAACUUUAUGUGUGCCACACACGCAGUGCAUUGUGAGACAUUCUGGCGUGUGGCUAUGAAGCAAGUGUGCAUACCGAUGGGAAAGGAUGGCGUUCCAGUACACUCGACAAGAUGCCAGUGAAGUCCCGAAGUGUCACCGACUGCAGCUCAGUUUCAUCCUUCUGGGUCAAGUCCUUCCAUGCCUCCACCAGACUCCUGAAGACCCAUGCAGUCGGGCAUCGGUCCUGCCGCGGAUAGCCCCUCAUGUCAUCAAUAUCCUCUUCGACACGCUCCAGCCUUUCCUGAAGCCCAUCGACUCCCUCCGCAAGCCCAGCGAUUUCCUCCGCAAGCCCAUCGCGUCCCUCGUCAGCAGCGUCGAAUCGGGCAGCGACGGCAUCGAAUCGCUCUUCAAAGGCAUCGAAUCGCUCCUCAAUUCGCUCCUCAAAGGCAGCGAAUCGCUCCUCCAUGGCAGCGAAUCCCCUCGCCAUUUGCCUCAGAAUGCGGCUCGUGCCCGUCUCCUCUUGCUGUUGCUGCUCCUCUUGCUGCUGCGCUUCCGCCGCUUCCGCUCUCCUCUUCAGUCUCGCAUUUCUCCUCUCCUCCAGCUGCCGUCUCCUCGCCUCCGCCUCCUGCCUCCUCGCCUCCGCCUCCCGCCUCCUGACCUCAGCCACCUCUCUCCUCCUUGUUGCCGCCUGUGUCCUCGCCUCUUUCCUGUCCGCCCGCUCCUGCUUACUGUCAACAGACGCAGUCAGCAGCGGGAAGGCCUUCAAGUAGGCGCUGAUAGUCUUGUCGAGAUGCUCGGGCAGGAAGAAUGUCGGAGGCAUCUCCUCGAGCAUCUCCACCGCCUUGUAACGUGGAGAAUCCUCGUCUUGUGACGAUGCGAGCGGGAUGUAGACGAAGUUGCGGGCUGGGUGCUCGAGGCUGUCGAGAGGGGAAACGUACAGGAUGGGGAAGGGGACUGUUUCGUUGGUGAUGGAAACGCUGCUGCUGCUGCUGCUGCUAUGUUUGCCGAUCAUAUGAGGCGACACCCCGUGCAGGACGCCACCUAGCUGUCCACUCUCCAUAGCCAGAGGUGUCCCAGAGUCGCCUAAGAGUAUACACAUACACACACACACACACACACCCCACAGAGAAAUAGAAACGAACCACUCAUUGCCGGCUAUCCCUCCCCCCUCAUGUCUGUCUGUAUCCAUCAUUCAUCUCACCCACCUGGCCGAGAGCUCACGCCGAACAGUCUCAUCCACAUCCGCACCAUCUCUGAACUCCCCGCCUCCUCCCCGCCAGCUGACUGACUCGACUCAGCUCGUCGCGAAGCUUCGUGAACAUCCGACACAUGGCCUUGAAAAAAGCGGGCGGCGUCGAUUGAGUGGAGCUGAUGUCGCAGGCCGACACCCUUGGCGACCAAGAGCCUCUUUGGCAGCACCGCACGCACCUCGUGAUCGUCCUCCACCCUCAUGACUGCCAGAUCUGGAUGCCCGCCGAUUGGGUAAUGCUGGUGGAUGUACGUGUCGAGCACCAUCAUCUCCCGUGGCUUUCCGGCGACAUUUAUUGUCACCGAGAGGGCUCCGAUGGCCGCAUGUGCCGCCGUAGCGACGAAUAGACCGGCGUCGGUCUUCAUCAUAAAGCCGCUGCCAUGUGGCUGGCCGCCCGUGCGGUUGACACGACAGAGAACGUUGUGGGCAGGAACUGAGCGGGUAGGUGGUGCUGCGGGCGCUCGAUGUUGAACCGGUGCACUUCCAGUCAACUUGAGCUGGCCUUCAGAAGUGAGCUGGCCUUGAAGAGUAACCUCGAAUGUCUGCAUCGAC